AUGUAUCCCAAUUGGGAGCCUGCCGAGAGCGAAAAGUAUCAUCAAAUUAGAAAAAUGAUAAGUGAAUCUAUAUGUAAAAAAAAAACUAGAAUUAAUUUCAAUCAAUAUAUUAUAAUUAUCAAAUCAAACACAUUUGCCAUGUAUAGAGCAAUUCUAAGGAGGCCAUGUGCAAGGUCGAACGUGUCUUUGCUUGCCCCAAUCGUACGUCCCAAUUUUGUGAGAGUAACACCGUUUAGAGGAUUAGGAUAUUCGAGCGUAAGAUAUAAUGAUUUAAAAAAGGAUACUCCAGACUCCGUGAAUAAAAAUAUUACAAACCAACCGGAAGAUUUGAUUGAAGGUCUUGCAAGUAAUAAAGAAGAUUUGAAUGAGAGCAUUGCAACCCAGGUACAAGAAUUGGGUGAAAAUGUUGCAACUCAACAACAAGAUUCAAAUAAUCUCAUUGGCAAUAUUCAAGAAGGGAUAUCGGACGAAGAAGCACAAGAAUGGUUAGAUAGUAUUCAAGAACUUCGAAAAGAGUUUGCAUCGAAUGGUCAUUUCUUACCUGAGGAGGCAUUAGCUCCACCAGGACAAGCUCGUACAAGUAUUUGGGAUUCUUCGUCGACUAUCAAAGAUUCUAUCGAUAUGGAAUUUGAAGGGUUGAAUGACCGUUGGAAACCAAGAGUUCCAAGUUACCAAGAGACUAAAGAAGUUCUUGAAUCAUUAGACGAUCCUGUCAUCAGACAUAUUACGAAUUUAAUAAUGAGAGAUGGGAAACGUGAAAAGGCACAACGUAUCUUAUCGAGAGCGUUAUAUUAUUUAUUCUGUGAAACUCGUAAGGAUCCCAAAAAAUUAUUGCAUGAAUGUCUUGAUUCAUUAGCUCCAUUAGUGACCACCAAGACUUUCAAAACUGGUACAGCCAAAGCUGCAACUAUUCCUGUUCCCCUAAGUGAAAGACAAAGACAUCGUAUGGCAUGGAAAUGGAUCAUGGAUGGUGCCAAUAAGAGAGUAUCGAGUGAUAUUUCUGUUCGUCUUGGCCAAGAAUUAUUGGCUGUUUAUAAUGGGAAUAGUAGUGGGUUUGAAAAACGAAACCAAAUGCAUAAGACUGCUGUAGCCAAUAGAGCAUAUAUCAAAUUCAAAUGA
Messenger RNA from Henningerozyma blattae CBS 6284, 1119 nucleotides. It is a transcript of the gene RSM7, whose product is annotated as mitochondrial 37S ribosomal protein uS7m. Gene Ontology annotation, cellular component: ribosome. Gene Ontology annotation, molecular function: structural constituent of ribosome; mRNA binding; rRNA binding. The transcript has a single exon. The coding region runs from base 1 to 1119 and encodes 372 amino acids. The record is from RefSeq and is a predicted model, not a curated record. Gene Ontology annotation, biological process: ribosomal small subunit assembly; translation. Lineage: Eukaryota; Fungi; Ascomycota; Saccharomycetes; Saccharomycetales; Saccharomycetaceae.